AUGCAGGAAACGUUGAACUCAAAGAAGAAAGGUGAUGCUGCUUUUCGGCAUAAAGAUUUUCAAACGGCAAUUGAUAGCUAUACGAUGUUCAUUGAUGUUGGAACCAUGGUUUCUCCAACUGUUUAUGCACGUCGUAGUCUAUGUUAUCUUAUGAGCAACAUGGCCGAUGAAGCACUUAAUGAUGCAAUGCAAGCACAAGUAAUAUCCCCCGUUUGGUACAUUGCAUUUUAUUUACAAGCUGUUGCACUUUUAGCAAUGGGCAAAGAGAAUGAUGCCCAAAUGGCACUUAAAGAGGGUUCCUCGCUUGAAACUAAGAAGAGCACAAAUUAG
Sphenostylis stenocarpa is the source of this 330-nucleotide messenger RNA. Lineage: Eukaryota; Viridiplantae; Streptophyta; Magnoliopsida; Fabales; Fabaceae. The record is from the annotation of a GenBank genome assembly.